Molecule: messenger RNA, 1338 nt
Organism: Bufo bufo (common toad)
Lineage: Eukaryota; Metazoa; Chordata; Amphibia; Anura; Bufonidae
Gene: SLC38A8
Product: solute carrier family 38 member 8
Exons: 10
Coding region: 1-1323 (440 amino acids)
Biological process (GO): amino acid transmembrane transport
Molecular function (GO): amino acid transmembrane transporter activity
Source: RefSeq, a predicted model, not a curated record
AUGGAGGAACUGGCAAGAGAGAGCAUCAGCUUGCUGGCCAAGCCAGGUGCGGAAUGUGGGACCCCCAAUUUAUCUUCCAUGGGAGCCAUAUUUAUUAUGUUGAAGUCUGCGUUGGGGGCUGGACUCCUUAACUUUCCAUGGGCAUUCAACAAAGCAGGUGGGAUGCACACAGCUCUGAUGGUGGAACUGGGUUCCCUCAUCUUUCUGAUUAGCGGGCUGGUAAUCCUUGGAUACGCAUCAUCCAUCAGCAAUCAGUCUACAUAUCAAGGUGUGGUCAGAGAUAUUUGUGGCCCGGCUAUUGGAAAACUAUGCGGAAUCUGCUUCAUAUUCAACCUCUUCAUGAUUUCUAUAGCCUUUCUCCGGGUUGUAGAGGACCAGCUGGUGAAACUAUGUGACUCUUUUCAUGUAAAUGGGACCACGGGUGCCAUGGGGGAAAGCUUUCGACCAUGGUAUGCUGAUGAAAGGUUAUCCAUGAGUAUCCUCUGUCUGGUAGUAAUCCUUCCACUCUCCAUUCCUAAGGAAAUCAGUUUUCAAAAAUAUACAAGUAUUCUCGGGACACUGGCUGCAUGUUACCUGACUGUGGCGAUCAUUCUGAGGUAUUACAUGACAGAUCAUAAUGUCUUCCAUAAACGUGAAUAUUCUUCUAGCGCUACUUCUUUGGCUUCAAUGUUCAGCGUGAUCCCUACUAUCUGCUUUGGCUUUCAGUGCCAUGAAGCUUGUAUAACUAUCUACAGCAGUAUGAAGAACAAAGGUCUAUCAAACUGGGUCAUGGUGUCUGUGGUGUCCAUGUUGAUCUGUCUGCUCAUUUACUCUCUAACAGGCAUCUAUGGGUUCCUUACAUUUGGGGAAAAUGUAGCAGCUGACAUCCUGAUGUCCUACCCAGGGAAUGACGCUGUUCUCAUAGUAGCCAGACUACUGUUUGCCAUCUCCAUUAUCACCAUCUACCCAAUCAUACUUCUACUGGGAAGAUCGGUCCUUCUAGAAGCUUGGAUGGAUCACAAAUACAUGACUGCAUAUGUAACCGCUUCCUAUGAACGCAUUGUGCGAGUCACACUGACUGUACUCUGGAUCCUGGUUACGCUCAUCAUUGCUUUGUUUGUUCCGGACAUCAGCGAGAUCAUCUCAGUCAUAGGGGGAAUCAGUGCUUUCUUCAUCUUCGUCUUUCCAGGACUUUGUCUGAUUUGUGCUUUGGAAACCGAAGUAAUGGAAAAGAGGAAAAAAUCAUGCCUCAUUGCCUGGGGGAUCAUCUCUGUUCUCUGUGGAGCCUUCAUAUUCGGGCAGAGCACGACCAUUGCUGUUAUGGAACUCUGGCAUAAGUUCUGAGAUGCCGUGCCUGAG